GAUCUACAUACAUUGCAUAUUGCGAAGAUUGUUGUCCAUUGUCGAAGGCCGUAUCGUAUCUAGCCAAUAUGCAUCUCAUUAAAAGUACCAGUCUACCAGUUCAAAUAUAUCGUUUCUGUGAUAAACUCCGGUUUGUGACUCGAUAUUCAACAGCAACAGCAACUUCACAUUCAACAAUUCAUGAAGAAGAUAUCAAACCAUUUCAUCAAAUUCCUGGACCAAAAGGGCUGUAUACUGUCCCUUAUCUAGGACCAGCCUUACAGUUUAAACCGUUUAGCCCUUACACCAUAAAUGACAUCACAACUGUGAUUGAUAAUCUUAAGAACAAAUAUGGCGAUAUUAUGCGACUACGCAUGGGGAAAGACUUUGUUGUGUAUAUAUCACAUCCUGACUUGGCUAAAACCGUGUUCCAACAUCCAUACCAAGAACAUGUUAGAGUUGGUCUCGAUAUAAUGGAGGUGUACCACAAGAGAACUGGAACUAAAAAAGGACUGAGUUUAUUGCAAGGAGAAGAAUGGUUAGCGUUACGACGGCCAGCCCAAGAAAAGAUGCUCAAACCUACAGUGGUUGCUGAUUAUGUUCCUAUGAUUGGAAAUGUGACUAAUGACUUUGUAAAACGUCUAAGACAACAAUAUACAGUGACAGAUUUACUGGAGGAACUCUUUAAAUACACCACAGAAAGCGUCGGAAUGUUGUGCUUUAAUAAGAGAUUGGGAUGCCUCGACAGCUCUCCAAAUACCAAGUUGAUCAAAGCGCUAGAGGACAUGUUAACAACAAUGCAACAAUCAUUUCUUCUUCCAUUUCCGACUUAUAAAUUCUUCAGAACUAAAAUGUACACAGAAUUUGAAAGAAGUCAACAGGUUUUUAAUGAGUAA
Messenger RNA from Mytilus californianus (California mussel), 875 nucleotides. RefSeq names its product cytochrome P450 10-like. Bases 69 to 875 code for a protein of 268 amino acids. NCBI's taxonomy places the organism in Eukaryota, Metazoa, Mollusca, Bivalvia, Mytilida, Mytilidae. The record is from RefSeq and is a predicted model, not a curated record. Gene Ontology annotation, molecular function: iron ion binding; oxidoreductase activity, acting on paired donors, with incorporation or reduction of molecular oxygen; heme binding. The transcript has 5 exons.